Molecule: messenger RNA, 1187 nt
Organism: Hevea brasiliensis (rubber tree)
Lineage: Eukaryota; Viridiplantae; Streptophyta; Magnoliopsida; Malpighiales; Euphorbiaceae
Product: mediator of RNA polymerase II transcription subunit 23
Exons: 3
Coding region: 246-890 (214 amino acids)
Biological process (GO): regulation of transcription by RNA polymerase II; positive regulation of gene expression
Cellular component (GO): transcription regulator complex; mediator complex
Source: RefSeq, a predicted model, not a curated record
AAUUAUGUUUGUGACCGUUUUUGGUAAGAGGCCCGACCCAAAUUCCAUUUAAGCUCGCCGGCCCAGGGAAUUCACGUCCCUGAGGCCCGAGCCUGGAGUCUUGACUUCCAACUGCGGCAUUCUUGUUCAUUGCUCUUCGUUCACUCUUGCUCGCUCCUGCGUACUAUUGCGGCCAGCCGGCCAGAGGUCGGAUCCUCCAUUUGUUCUCGAAAUCUCAAAUCAGAUAGAGUGAAAAAAACCAAAGCAUGGAUCAAAGGCAGAGAUCAAUAGCAGCAACCAAAGCCGCUUCCCGCGACUACCAGUUCCACCCAGCACGAGCUGCCAUUAUCGAUCUCUUUAAUUUCUAUUUAGGAGUUAAUUGUAAUCAAAGACAACAUGGAGUUGAAGAAUGUGAUUGUGUGAAAUCAUUUAUACCUGACAAAGCUCUAACUGAACAGCUACACAGUUGUCUGGAUGUUUUUUGGUUGUUGGUCGAUGAGAAUAAGUGCAGAGUGCCCUUCUAUGAAUUGUUGUGCAGUGGGCUGCCUUUUAUUGAGACCAUACCAGAUGAUGAAGCUUUAUUUACACUUAUCUUGGAGAGCCAUAGGAGGCAAGAUAUGAUGGCCAUGCAUAUACAAAUGCAAAUGCUAGAACAACACCUGCAUUGUCCCACAUUUGGUAUUCAUCGGAUUCUGUCUCAAAUAACUCCUAACAUUUCAGUUGAAGCAGUAGCAAACUUGCGCUAUUCGCCGAUCACAUAUCCAAGUGUACUUGGAGAACCGUUGCGUGGAGAGGUGAUAAUUAUUUUUAAGUACUUGUAUACAAUCUGGAAAAGUGAUGCUUCAAUCUGGACCUUCCAAAUUCUAUUCAGAGAGGAAGUUUGGAAUGGGAAAGAGCUUUCCGUUGUAUAAGACAUGCUCUUCGCACUACUCCACCACCUGAUCAGUAGAAGCUUGUGUUCCUCAUGACUCCUUGCUAUAGGAAUGAUGCUCAUGCACCUACUCUUGGUGCUGUUUUCACUUCUAGCAUGAUUUAUGUGGCAACCAUUGAUAGAAUUGUUGAAUUAUUGAAGUUAACAAAUUCAGGCAAAAAUAUCUUCCUUUUACUUGUACUCUGUCCUCUAUAUAUAAUGUGUUUCUUGACUCUCUUUUCAUAAUGUUUUCUCCAUUGAAUUUCUGAUACUAUCAAUCAAUGAAUUACAUUGCAUA